This is a messenger RNA of Labrus mixtus (cuckoo wrasse), 2906 nucleotides long. It is a transcript of the gene sim2, whose product is annotated as SIM bHLH transcription factor 2. NCBI's taxonomy places the organism in Eukaryota, Metazoa, Chordata, Actinopteri, Labriformes, Labridae. The record is from RefSeq and is a predicted model, not a curated record. Gene Ontology annotation, biological process: regulation of transcription by RNA polymerase II. The coding region runs from base 60 to 2201 and encodes 713 amino acids. The transcript has 11 exons. Gene Ontology annotation, molecular function: RNA polymerase II transcription regulatory region sequence-specific DNA binding; DNA-binding transcription factor activity, RNA polymerase II-specific; protein dimerization activity.
GAAGCAACCCGGCGCAGACUUUAGUUCCCGCUGGAAUCUUUGUGAAGAAACUUCCAGAAAUGAAGGAGAAAUGUAAAAACGCAGCAAAGACUCGGAGGGAGAAGGAGAACGGAGAGUUUUACGAGCUGGCCAAGCUGCUGCCUCUGCCGGCCGCCAUCACCUCCCAGCUGGACAAGGCCUCCAUCAUCCGCCUGACAAGCAGCUACCUCCGGAUGAGAGCCGUGUUCCCCGACGGUCUCGGUGAUGGUUGGGGUCAGUCAUCUCUCUUUAGUCCUCUGGACAGCGUGGCUAAAGAUCUGGGCUCUCACCUGCUGCAAACUCUGGAUGGCUUUGUGUUUGUUGUCUCCUCUGAUGGAAAAAUCAUGUACAUCUCUGAGACCGCAUCGGUCCACCUGGGCCUUUCCCAGGUGGAGCUGACAGGAAACAGUAUAUUUGAGUACAUCCACCCCUCCGACCAUGAUGAGAUGACAGCAGUGCUGGGUGUGUGUCAGCCGCAGCACCAUCACUUUUCCACAGAGUAUGAAGUGGAGCGCUCCUUCUUCUUGAGGAUGAAGUGUGUUCUAGCCAAAAGAAAUGCAGGACUAACAUGUGGGGGGUAUAAGGUGAUCCACUGCAGCGGCUACCUGAAAGUGCGUCAGUUCAUGAUGGACAUGACUCUGUAUGAAUCCUGUUAUCAGACUGUGGGCUUGGUGGCAGUGGGUCACUCCCUGCCCCCCAGUGGGAUCACAGAGAUCAAACUCCACAGCAACAUGUUCAUGUUCAGGGCCAGCCUGGACUUUAAACUCAUUUUCUUAGACACAAGAGUGACAGAGCUGACAGGAUACGAGCCUCAGGACCUGAUAGAGAAGACUCUGUACCACCACGUCCAUGGCUGUGACGUUUUCCAGCUUCGAUUCGCUCACCAUUUAUUACUAGUGAAGGGUCAGGUCACAACUAAGUACUACCGCAUGUUAUCAAAGCAUGGAGGCUGGGUGUGGGUGCAGAGCUACGCCACCAUCGUCCAUAACAGCCGUUCCUCGAGACCUCACUGUAUCGUCAGUGUGAACUACGUCCUCACAGACGUUGAAUCCAAGGAGCUGCAGUUAUCUGUAGACCAGAGUCGAGCGAUCAAACCUGGUCUUAGUCUCACUUCCUCUCUGGACCUCCACAAGCAGCACAGACCCAAAGCAGUCAGGAUGAAGACUAGACUGAGAGCCGCUCCCUAUCCUGAGCAGGCUACUAGCAUCUUCCAGCCAGACCACCCAGCCUGCUCCCUACAGAGGGGACUGUGGAAGGAAAGACCCCAGUACCAAGUGAGCCCCUGUAGGGAGAAGCGCUCUAGCUUGAGCCCAGAAGUAGGCCAGGUGUCCUGCAGCGCUCAGAAUCGGAACCUUCAUUACACCUACAAACCCCGACGUCCAGAUGAUCAGAGCCAGAUCCCCGGCUCAGGUCCCUCCUCUCAGUCGUGUCAACAGAUCAUUGGCUCCCUGAACAGAGCGCCUGUUGGCUGGAACUUCAGCCCGCCAGGACCCAACAAAUACACCGGCCUGGGGCUGGCACCUGAUCGAAGGCAUCCUGAUGAGAUCUACUCUGAUUGUGUCAUCAGCACAAACCUGCACCCUACCAGGAGGUUAAAGGAGGAACCCUAUGAACACUAUGCUCUUGUACACACUGAGCUGUCCGAGGUUUUUAUACAUCCUCAUCCCCUUAAGGACAGUAAACCUUCAAACAAGGACACCCAACAAAAUACCAACAGUGCUAAGGGACUUGCAGGUGACGGGGUCAUCGCCUGUCCUAUGCUCAGCAGCCUGGUGCAUAGUAAAGGCGAGCACAACAUGAGCCAGCCUCUGCCUAUGCACAUGGCCAUGGAGCAGAGGAGGAGGCUGUGUAUGAUGGAAGCUCCCAACAGCCAUCCAACCAGAGGAUAUCUUCCACAAGCUGACGGCCCUCAACUGUGUGUGUCCGCCAAGAACCUACAGUCUGCCGAGGAAGAUAGGAGGAUGAGAACAAGAAGAUUGGUUGGUCUUCCAGCCCAAGAUACUUUGAACUUUAGUAAAAUCUUUGGUAAACAUGGCUCCAAUAUUGACCCCCAUUUCACCACACUUAGCCACAGUGUCCAAGGCAAAGAGACAGCCUCUUACAGCCCCAGCUCAUCUCCUGAGAGCCACAGAGAAAUCCCACACUACAUUGGAACAUCUGUAAUCAUCACGAAUGAAAGGUGACCAAUUGCAGAAGCUCAGGAGACUCUGGUGUGAUCCAGGAUGGGAGCUCAGGAGACUCUCAGGCUCUAAGUCCUCCAAAGGCUGUGUCUCCUCUCUUUUAGUUUGUGCUCUUGCAGGAGAUAUGGACGUCUAAGCUGUAAGCUCUUAUAUAAUAUAUGCAAUGCACCUUGUCUUUUUAUUAUAAUUAAACUCAAACCCAAAAAUGGCCAAAACAUUAGCAAUGAUUUCAGUCCCAGGAUUUACCAUUAGCAUUUGUAUUAGUCUAAAUGUACAUUUUCAUAGAAAGUAAUGCUUUUUACGCUUUGGUUGUUUGUAUGUGGGUCAGAAAACAUCAGAUUAGUUGCUUCGGUGGCGGUGUAUGAAUGGGAUUAAUUACUUCUGAUGGAUGAUACUACAAAGCGACCCAACCAUCAGUGUGUGAAUGAGUAGGUGUGACAUGCAGUGUAAAAGCGCUUUGAGUAGUCAGAAGUCUAGAAAAGCGCUAUACAAGCUCAGGUCCAUUUACCAUUACCAGGAAAACACUAAAAACAUUUCAGUAAAUGUGGGUCUCAGCAGUGUUAAGAACUGAACAGUAUGUUUCAAAGUGACGACCAGCGGUCAUCUGUAAACUGAUGGUUCUCUCAAAAGUGCUGAACAGGCAUCCUUCCUGUGUAGGCACCCAAAGGAUAAAAAAUUGUUCUUAGAAAAAGUGAUAUCAAGAAAGAG